UGUAGUUUGUAAAAUAUUUAUUUGUAAGUUGUUUCAAAUAUCAAUGAAUGUCAUUAACAUAGUACAUAUUACUAAUUUCAUAAUAAUAAUGUCAGUAAAAUAAACAAUAAUUCAAAUAUAUUUAUAUCAAUAUGUGAUUACUUAGUAGUCAAAAUUUCGGUGUACAGAAGAAUCGAUGAAAAUGAAUGAAAUGUGGGCCAAUAAUUCACUGACGUAUGGAUAAACGUUAGCACGGAUAACUAUUUACCAUAACUACUAUACGUUGACGUCAAAUAAGCUGGUGAUUUAGUUAUUACAUUUUGUCAAUGUAUGGUGCCAGUGUCUGUAAAAAAUAAACAAGCAACUAAUGUGAAGUAAGACAGGCAAAACAAUAAUAAAGACAAGAUCAUUGAGUGCAACAUGUUUUCCAUGCCGUUUUUGUCUGUACUAUUAGCAAGAAAAAAUACCUGAAUCAUUAUUUUGAAAAACGUAUGCUAGAUUGAUUUAAAUUUUGAUAAAUAUGGAUGUAAAAGCAUUAGAUGAUAAACCAUUGGAAGUAGUGUGGAAGAGGAAUCGCAGUAUUCGAACUCCGGCGAAAACGUUACCAGAAAUGAAAACCAUUAAUCUAGAAAGCCAAGGUAAAGAGAUAAAAAAUACAUCAAAAUUUAAAGCCGAAACGAGCAAAGGUAUAAGGUCAAAUAGAAUAAAAAAGAAAUUGUUUUCCUCUCCCAUGGUUAAAAAUAAAAACAGUAUAUUAAAAAAUGAGCGAAAUUCAGAAAUACCAAAUAAUAUGUUGACAUUACCUCCAGUCACACGUUCAAAGUCACCAAACAUUUUAGCUAAUUGCGACAAGUUGGUUAAAAAUCAUAUAUUUAUGCAACGUACCUCUGAAAAACCUAACAAUUUGACAGCAAACACUGAGGUUUGUUUAAAUACAAAACAAACAGACUUGAGUGCAAAGCAAAUUUGUAAUUCUAAAUCUCCCGUAUUGAUGUCAAAUCGAAAGCGGUUCACAGCAGAAAACGAGAAUAACAUAGACGACUUUGUACCACCUACGGCUUGCGGUCCGGAAAAAAAUCUUCAACUUGCAAAAAAAUCCAAACAUCUUAAUUCUAAGCUAACCAAUCUGAGGCUCGACGACUUUGUAGGGAAAAAAAGAAAAUUAAGCAAUACAAUCUCAGACAAAAUGGUUAAAUCGCCAAAAUUGUGUAGUAAUUUUAAAAAUUGCAAAUCAAACAAAUUAGAUAAUAUAGUAAAUAAAACAACAACAACAACCCAAGUCACGUGUAUGUCAAACCAAGCACACGACAAUACAGUUAUUGACAAUAUUCAGACGACACCGUGUUGUAUGAUAAAUGAACUGAAAACAGAAGACGGAGUUGAGCACACUAAAGAAGUUUUAGAAAAGAACACCGCAACGUGUGACGAUCAAGAAUUGCAGCAAAAUACAAUUGAUGGUUUUACAAGUUCAAAAUGUAAAAAAACAACAAGCUCCGACACGAGUUCUGAAACAAAUAUAAUUCCAGUGACUCAAAACGUGGACACAAAUAUCAAAACGACUAUAGAUUUUUCGCCAGUCACAAUGCCACCAUUGUAUGUUCCUUUUAUCGAAGUCGAUAAUUCACCGAGACACGAAGAACAAAACGUGUGUAUUCCACCGGACCAAUCGCCUAUUAUAUCUGAGCCAGAUGAUGUACCAUACUUGAUAUCAGAGCUAGAUACACCUGUAAAAUCCCACAAAAAUACAGAGUUGUUUUAUAAGAUUGAUUCGAUAGAAUCGCCUACUUCUAACACAGAAAUAAUUAGUUAUCAUACGCCAAAAAUGAAUAGCAAACACAUAAACAGCACAAAAAAUGAAAACUUAUCUCCUAGUUACUUCGACUCUGCAAAAAAACGUAAAAAAAUAUGCAAAACCGGUUUUAGAGGGAAAUUUCGUGAACUGUUGAAUCGUAAAAAAUCUGAAAUAUGCAUUCAAGAAUUCGAAAUGAAAAGCGAUCGACCUCGAAGACUUCCGGAUAAAGCUGCUGUCCUAUUGCAAGUGUUAGAAGUUUCGACGGAUUGCCAAAAAGUUGUGUUACUUUGCAAUCACUGUAAUUCCGAAUUCGAUGAUAAAAAAGUCGUUGUGAUUUUGGACAAUAAUUUUACAAGGAAAAUCCACAACAACAACGUUGUUUGUAUUUACCGACCGUGGUUAAAGUUUGAACCAACCGAAUUUGAUUUUACCGUGUAUUUGGGCGUUAUUCAUUUGGAAGUAGUCAAAAAACACGCAGAAGUCGGCCAUUCCGUUGAACAUAAUGAUUUUGAAUCUUCCUGUAAGUCGACUUUGUAUCAAAAGAAACUGUUAUGGGAAUGCCGUUGCCCUAAAGAUUGUGUGUGUAGCUGCUUGGGGGAACAAAGCGUUUAUAACUAUUUGCAAUAUAUUAUUCUUAGACGGCAGAAUUGUUAGCUAAAACAAGGUGAUUUAAAAUAAUUGUUAUCAAAUUUUACUGGGAUAACAUUAUUAUUAAUAUAUUAUCAUUAUACCAAAAAGUGGCUUAAUAACAAUUAUAAAUCUUAGUGU
Messenger RNA from Adelges cooleyi (spruce gall adelgid), 2539 nucleotides. RefSeq lists its product as uncharacterized. Lineage: Eukaryota; Metazoa; Arthropoda; Insecta; Hemiptera; Adelgidae. The transcript has 8 exons. The record is from RefSeq and is a predicted model, not a curated record. Bases 500 to 2425 code for a protein of 641 amino acids.